Molecule: messenger RNA, 1569 nt
Organism: Aspergillus versicolor CBS 583.65
Lineage: Eukaryota; Fungi; Ascomycota; Eurotiomycetes; Eurotiales; Aspergillaceae
Product: cytochrome P450
Exons: 5
Coding region: 1-1569 (522 amino acids)
Molecular function (GO): monooxygenase activity; oxidoreductase activity, acting on paired donors, with incorporation or reduction of molecular oxygen; iron ion binding
Source: RefSeq, a predicted model, not a curated record
AUGGCGUUGGCCGCACUCAUCUCAGGAGCUGAUGGGCCUCUUCUUUACCCCGUCAUACUGGUCCUCGCUGGCACUCUUACUCUCAUAUUCUCCCUCGCCACCUCCGGGCCCAAGCUUCACAGCAGUUUCCCAAUAGCGGGGCUGGAGUCUGGAUGGUUUGGACGGCUGGAGAAAGCGCGCCGGAGCUGGCUGCAUCGGAGCAAGGAGAUCGUCAACGAGGGCCUGACAAAGUUCCCAGGAUGCUUCCAGGUCGUCACGGCAUCGGGCCCUAAGCUUGUACUUCCGGGCGAGUUUGCUGAUGAGAUUCGGAAUAAUCCCCAUCUCAGCUUCCAGCAGGCUGUUUCAAAGGAAUUCUUCGGCACGUUGCCCGGGUUUGAGCCCUUUGGUACACAUGGUGCAGCAGAAAUCGGAGUCGAGAUUGUGAGAGGAAGACUCACUCAGUCACUGAACUUCAUCACCGAAGCCCUAGCACAAGAAACCGCCGCAGCCCUCAAGGCUCUAUGCGGGCAACCAAAAGAAUGGACAGAAAUCCAGUACAAGGACAUGCUCCGCCAGCUGGUCGCCCAAGUCUCAGCACGCAUCUUCAUCGGCCCAGAGCUAUCAUCCAACAAGGACUGGCUCGACGUGAGCGUAAACUACGCAACACAGGCAUUUUGCGCUGCUGAGGCCCUGCGCCGCUGGCACCCGGCCCUCCGCCCAUUCGUCCACUGGGUUCUCCCUGAAUGCCGCAAGCUAAGGAGUGAACUAACCCGAGCCAGACAGAUCCUAGCACCUGUCGUUCGCAAGCGCCAGGAACAAAAUCGUCUGGCGAGAGAAGCGGGCGGGGAUUUUUCUUCGAAAGUAGCAGAUACCGUGGGCUGGAUGGACGAGGUAGCCAACGGGAGGGCAUACGAUGCGGGUAUAUUGCAGCUCGGCCUCUCGCUUGCGGCUAUACAUACGACAUCAGAGCUUGUUAGUGGGAUCAUUGCGGAUCUCUGCUCUCAUCCUGAGUGGUUUGGGCCUCUACGUGAAGAGAUGGCGUCUAUGAUCAAGGCUCAUGGAUGGACGAAGAAGGCGCUGCAUGAAAUGAAGCUGACGGACAGUAUGAUGAAAGAGUCCCAGCGACACCAUUGUGGGGAUAUCGGAUCAAUGCACCGCGUAGCCACACAACCCAUAAAACUCUCCAACGGCAGCACAAUCCCAAAAAACACGUCUAUAAUGGUUGCCCUCAACAAAAUGAAAAUCAUAUCCUCAAACAACAACAACAUCAACAAUAUUAAUAGCAGUGAUCCAGCCUACAACCCCCGCCGUUUCCUUGACCUGCGUAAACAGCCCGGCCAAACAACAAAAUGGCAGUUUGUGACGACCUCUGCAGACCAUCUCGCUUUUGGACACGGCAGGCACUCCUGUCCGGGACGGUUCUUUGCUGCGAACGAAAUCAAGGUUAUUUUGACUUAUCUUUUGCUUCGGUUUGAGUGGAGGUUUAUGGCUGAGAUUCCGAGGUCGGAUAUAAACCAUGCCAGUGGAGUCGGUACGAAUCCGAAUGCGAAGGCGUUUAUUAGGGUUAGAGACCAGGAUGUCUUGAUUUGA